Messenger RNA from Physcomitrium patens, 5288 nucleotides. RefSeq lists its product as uncharacterized. Gene Ontology annotation, biological process: RNA splicing, via transesterification reactions. Gene Ontology annotation, molecular function: mRNA binding. The record is from RefSeq and is a predicted model, not a curated record. Lineage: Eukaryota; Viridiplantae; Streptophyta; Bryopsida; Funariales; Funariaceae.
UAACGUUCUUCGGCGAUGGUAACAAAUGCUAAGCAACUUUCAGAUUCCCGAGAUUCCGAAACCUGAUGAUUAUACGUCACGGUGACGAUCAGCUUCAUCAGGGCACACAGUAUGCUGCCUAUCUUCCGAUGGUUAAUACACAAUGGACCCUGGAUUUUUUAGGUGCAUGCAGACUAUUUGUAUUGCUUUGAAGGUUUAAUUAGACAGAAGUGCAGGAAGCCUGGAUGUACCUUGUUCAGGUUUUACGCUACGAUUCCGGAUGGCUGAGGUCGUUUGGCUUGGACACAAGCGACAGUGAAGCAGAGAGCUGAGAAGCGACGAUGGCGUUAGGGCUUAUUGUCUCUCCCGGAUAUGGAUCCUCCUGUAAAGUAGAGCUUCCUCUUCAGAACGUCUUCUCCCAGAAAUCCUCGUUGAGUAGUCUUAUCAAUCGCCGCAUACUUCUGAAUUCUUUAACGUAUCGCUUUCCUCCUCACUCCAGACUUCCAAGAGUCUCCGUGCGUGCAACUUCAUUGUGGAACCAACACAAGGUAGCAAAUGAAUUGGGCAAAGUGCCCAACAGCAGCUCUACCUAUAAAUUAUCGAAUGAAUUUUUGGAAAUUCUAAAACAGCGCAGUGAAAGUGGAGUAAGUGAAGAAGCAGUGAAGUUUGAUGGCAAGGAUGCCGCAGAUGAUUGGUACGAAGAUGGUGGAGAUUCUUUCCUUCGGAAGCGACGAGGCGAACGUGGCCAUGUGGAGAAUACGUGGAAUUAUGAGGCGAGCAGCGAAGGGUAUACAAGCUCAUCAACCGAUACAGAGCGAGAGGACUGGCACUUCUCUGCUAGGGAACGGCGAGACUCGAUGUCUGGAAACUCUGGGCCAGGGGACAGAUCAGCAGGACCCAGAGUAGUUCUCUCCAAAUCGUAUCCAUCGAUACCUGCAAAAUUUUCGAAGUACACUCGGUGGAAAGACCCGAACCGAGGACGCUCCCGUUCAGGAAUGGUUCGGCAACAAAUGAAGGAUGUCCAAGCUCUUAACCAACCUUACUACAAAGAGAAGGCUGCUUUCUUUCGCGACUUUACCCCUGAUGUCAUAAAGCCUGAACUACCGUGCCAAUUCAGCUACUCGGAGCAUCCUAACAUACCUCCUUUAGGAUUUCGGGAACCAGUUUACUCUCCUUUCGGACCUGAAGGCAUGGCAAGGCCUUGGACAGGCAAACAACCUAAUGUGGAGGGUGCACGGAUUGAAUUUGAUUCUUUCAAACUUCCUCCACCAGCUAUGACGAAGGCCAAGCAGGUGGAUCCCCCUGGGCCUUUCCUGGAGGGUGCAGGUCCCAAGUUGGGGCGCUCAAGGGAGGAAAUUUUGGGAGAACCUUUAACCAAAGAUGAGGUUCGGGACUUUGUAGGACGGGCUUGCGCUGAGCGUCGGCGACUUGAUCUAGGGAAGGAUGGUCUGACGCACAACAUGCUGGAAUUAUUGCAUAGACACUGGAAACGACGGCGGGUGUGUAGAAUCAAAUGUUACGGUGUUCCGACCGUGGACAUGGACAACCUGUGUCGUGUGAUUGAGGAGAAAUCUGGAGGCAAGAUAAUCCGCCGUUCGCAGGGUAUGCUCUACGUCUUUCGUGGACGCAAUUACAAUUGGAACACUCGGCCUCAGAUUCCAAUAAUGCUAUGGAAACCACCCGCACCUAUUUAUCCUUCAGUUGUGCAAAGUGUACCUGAAGGAUUGAGUGAGAAAGAAGCUGACAACCUUCGAGCGUUAGGGCGAAGAAUUCACUGUCUUUGUCGCUUGGAGAGGGCUGGAGUGUACAUAAACCUUGUGAAGAUGGUAAAAGACGCGUUUGAAAUUGAUGAGCUCGUGAAAAUAGAUUGCAGGGAGUUAGACAGAAGUGACAUGAAGAAAGUUGGUGCAAAGCUCAGGGAUUUGGUGCCAUGUGUGCCUCUCUCCUUUGAACGGCACUUUAUGUUGUUGUGGAAAAGGUCUCGGUUAUAUGAUGAAAAUCAGGGCAGGGACGGAGACACCUCUGGUGCACUUUAUGGGAUGGGCGUAUCUGAAGAUGGCGAAGAGAUACGACAUGAAAUCUCCAAUGAUGAAGAAAAUGAAGUAAAUGGUCUUCCAAAAAUUUGUAGUAAUCUAGUAGAUGAACAGGUUAAGGAUGACGUCGAUGCUGAUGCACAAGAGAUUGUUAGCAAUGAGCAGCAACAGGGAGAGUCUACAAUCCGUGGAGGAAAAGGUGAUAUCCAAUCCGGAAACAUGUUACUCCGAGAGCAAGUGUGUUCUACUGUGGUUGGAACUGGCGAUUCUACUCCCGAAACUGGACGUACAUCAUCAUCAGACAAUGAAGUCCAAGUUAAUUAUAAUGCCGAUUCUCGAGGAUCAGGAGCCAUUGACGUUGCAUAUGAGGAAUCUGAAGAUGUAUUACCGAAUGGUAGCAGGAGUAGGGAUCAAUUCACUAACCAUAAAGGAGCUCAAGUGUUAUCAAGUAAGAAUGCUCCUGCAGUUAAGGGAGCUGAAGAAUCUGUUUCAACGGAAUUUGAUAAAUUAUGGCAGGAUUCUCUUAACUCAGAUGAAGCAGUGACCUUGGAUGAAUCUGAAAUCGACCCUGAAAGUGUCUUGGAAAAGAUAAUGAGUCAACAUAUUGAUUGUCAGAAAUGGAAUUACGAGUUGGAUUCACGAGAAGAGAAGCUUCCCGAUGGCUCAGGCACCUCAAAUUUCGAGUCUGAAGAAGGAUUUAAAGGCGGCACGCCUUUGAAUCCACUGAAGGAAGGUGGUGCGGAAAAACCAAACGAAGAUGAAUUCUCAGAAACGGACGAACGGUUUGACCAAGAUGACUAUAGUUCUGGAUUGUGGAGGAUGCCUAGAUCCUCUUUAGGAAGAGAUGCAGAUCAAUUCGAGGAAUAUGGUGAGCAACCUGAAGAAACAGAGGACGCCGGAGAUGUACUGCCUUCAUCCGUGGCAGAUUUUACAAUAUCACAAGACGAAUUAAAGAGAUUGUGUGCACUAAGGCUGAAAAUAAAGGGUUGGAUGAAAAUUGGUACUCAAGGAAUCUCAAGGGGCAUUGUGAAAUCGAUCCACAAUAAGUGGCUUGUUUCUGAGAUUGCAAAAGUGAGAUGUGUCGUACCAGGAUGCAAUAUGAGGAAUCUCCAUGAUAAUCUUGAGAGGUUGACUGGUGGAAUAGUCAUAUGGAGGGAGGGACCUGCAGUGGUGAUUUAUCGAGGAAAAGAUUAUGUACCUGUUUGGAUGCGCAAAAUGGAUUUAAGAGAGGAAGCCUACAGAAAACGGCUACAACUUCUUGAUUGUGAUGAAGAAGACGAAAGUCGGCAGCUAAUGGAGGAGGGAACUUCUUAUGACUGCCAGACAAACAUGAUACAGGAGUCAGAGAUUGAGGAUCUGAUGGAUGAUUUGGGACCGCAAUUUGUAGGAUGGAUUGAGGGCGGACGCGCGCCGGUUGAUGGAGAUUUAUUAGUGAACUCCAACUUCAAUAGUCCCUUUAGGCGGCUGCCGUAUGGAGUGAGACCUCGACUAACCAACUUUGAAAUGACCGAGAUGCGUCAUCUAGCUAAAAAACUUCCACCACAUUUUGUCCUUGGACAAUGCAGAGGACUCGAAGGGUUGGCCUCAGCUAUUGUGAAAUUGUGGGAAAAGAGCGAAGUUGCUAAAAUAGCUAUGAAAAGAGGUGUCUCAAGAAUCGUUAAUGAUCGAAUGGCUUCAGAAUUGAUUAGACUUACUGGAGGAGACUUGAUAGCUCGAAACAUGAGUUACAUUGCACUCUACCGAGGGAACUCCUUUUUACCGGCAAUUGUCAAAGGAACUUUGAAGGAGAAAGACCACAUUGCCAGGACGCUUCUGGAGGAUGAAGAGAGAAAUCGUUUGGCUGGUUAUUGCAAUCACAUGAGAUUCGAUGCACAAUUGAGGCCCAGUAAUGCAGGGACCCUAGCAGAGACAUUGGAGGAAAAGGCCAGAUGGGACCCUUGGAAAAAUAGUGAGGAUUAUUCCACUAAAGCAAUACUUGCACGGAAAGCUGCAAGAGAUCUAGCCCGACAAAGGAUGCAGAGAAUACUCAAUUCUGUUUCUCAGAAGAUUAGCAGCGCCGAGAGGGAGCUACUAAAUCUGAACUUAAAAAUGAAGCCCAAAGAUAUGCAUGCAUCUAAGGAGGACGUUACUGAGGAGGAAAUGUAUACUUUACGUAAGAUUGGGCUGCGCAUGAAGCCGUAUCUUCUCCUAGGAAGGAGAGAAGUGUUUAGUGGCGUUAUAGAGAAUAUGCAUCUCCACUGGAAGUGGAGACAGCUGGUGAAGAUUAUUGUGAAGAAGAGUUACUUUAUGUAUCGGGAGAGGGAUGAUAUUGAGAAUAUAGCUAGGAUGCUUGAAAUUGAGAGUGGAGGGGUUUUGGUUGGGAUUUGUACCAUUCCCGUUGGAGAAGCUAUUAUUGUGUAUCGUGGCAAAAAUUAUCAACGUCCCAAUGAUGGGAUAAGCCCACAAGGCCAUCCCGAUGGGUUAAGGCCAUGCGGCCUGCUCACAAAAAAGCAGGCUUGGGAACGUUUUAAUCAGAAAAGGCGGAAACGGUCUUUAGAAAAGCAUCUAGUGAAGUUGGAAGGAGACUUCAAAAGAAUACAAGAAGAUCUGAAAAGAAUGGAGGAAGGGGAUGUUAGCUUGAACAACGGUAGACAACUGUGAGUGCUUAACAGCACUAUUCUAAAGAGUAGUCCAAACUACCUUCAGGUUAACAAAGGGGCCCUUGAGUGACAUUGCUCCAGGUUUUGGUCACUCAACCUGAUAAUGGACUGGUUUGACUGCCGACCACUUAGUCCAGCGCAAUGGUAUUCCUAAUCCACCCCUCCACCAUGGGUACAAAGGUUUCCUUUUUGGAAUUGUGCAGCGGAUUGCUCAACCUGAAAUACUUUCGUGCACUCCAAUGAAGUGCUUCAUAGAAAUGUGUGCUGCAUGUACUAUGUGUAAACUGAGACCAUUCAAAGUCGAACGAAUAUACGAGCCUUAUAAUCUGUAUUGUAUGACUGCAAGUUCACAUUGUAGUAUUAAGUUCCUAGGUUAUCACAGUUUUUCAUAUAAGUAUUGAAAAGCUUAUGUGGAGAAGAGAAUUUUCACUACCAGGAUGGGAGGGUUUCCAGGGCCCCAGCUUUAGGUCAGGAAACCAGCAUUGUUUUCUGGUGCAGGGCAGAAUCCCGGUGAAGGUAGUGCAGAUGUGUUUUGAAAAAGAAUCGCCCUGUUGCACCAAUGGAUACACAUUCAUCUUUAAAUUUAGUACACGAGAUCAGUCACCAGAUCAUUGGUCUUGUGAGAAGUGUUCGGUGA